Glycine soja is the source of this 1538-nucleotide messenger RNA. RefSeq lists its product as uncharacterized. The record is from RefSeq and is a predicted model, not a curated record. NCBI's taxonomy places the organism in Eukaryota, Viridiplantae, Streptophyta, Magnoliopsida, Fabales, Fabaceae. The coding region runs from base 289 to 1221 and encodes 310 amino acids. The transcript has a single exon.
CUCCAACAAACUCCACAAAUUAUCUUUUUGCCAAACACCAAAUUGUAUGGCACAUGGUCCUUCCACCUCAAUGGACCCCCUCCCUUAAAAUCUAUGGUAUCCCUUUUCCAUCCCAUAUUCAUUCCUCUUUCUUUCUUUCUUUUAAUGCCUUCAGUUGGGUCCUUUUCUCUCCACGCUCUCACAUCUAACAAAGAACCUUCUCUCACCCACCGCUACAAAACGCCAUAAAAACCACACACAACACCCUUCUUCUAACUUCAAUUCCACAAAACACAAAAACUCUCACCCAUGAUGGAACCACCAAAUAUAACUAAUUGCUGCAAUUCACCCGAAUUUGAGUUCUGGAUGCUCCGAAACCCUUCUUUCCCUCAACCGAAUCUUCUCUCCGCCGACGAACUCUUCGUCGACGGCGUCCUCCUCCCUCUCCAUCUCCUCCCUAACAAACCAGACCCUCCCCAAGCCUCCAACUUUAUAACUCCGAUCCAAGAACCCGACCCGGAACCCGAACCCGAACAUUCGCCGAGCAUAACCGAAUCUACCUCCACCACCGCGCUCUCAUCCUCGAAGCGGUGGAAGGACAUUUUCAAAAAGAGUGAUAAGAAAAACGCAGAGAACAACAACGAAGAAAAAGAGAAAGUGAAGAAGAAAGAGAGAAAAAGUGGAAGCGGAAGCGGAGCGAGUUCCGCCGAAUUGAACAUCAACAUAUGGCCCUUCUCGCGAAGCAGGUCCGCGGGAAAUGCGGGGACCCGACCCAAACUGUUCGCCGGAGCUCCGGUGACCCGGAAGGUGAACAGCGCGCCGUGUUCCCGGAGCAACUCCGCCGGCGAGUCAAAGUCCAGAAAGUGGCCCAGCAGUCCGGGCCGCGCCGGAGUCCACGUGGGCCGGAGCAGCCCGGUCUGGCAGGUUCGCCGGAAGAACUCCAACGAGCCUCCUCAGAAGCCCAAAACUCGCCGGAGCAAAGUUGCUGCCGGCGGAGGAACCGCCAGGGUUUUGAAUCUGAACGUUCCCAUGUGCAUUGGCUACAGACACCACUUGAGCUGCAGAAGCGACGAGAACAGCGCCGUCGGAGUUAGCGGCAGCGCCGCCGCCGUCAUCAACUGUAACAGUAAUAACAAUAAUACUAAUAAUAAUAACAGUGGCGGCAAUGAUGGAGGAAGUGGGGGCAAUAUUUUUAACCUGCGCAACCUCUUCACCAAAAAAUGCGCAGUAACUUCUCACUAGUGUUACUUUUUUUAACUUCUUGUAUAAUUAUUCUUAACUUUUUUUUUGUUGUUGGAGGGUUUAGAUUUUUGUAUACGGAAAGCUACAGUUUCACUUUUUAUUUUGUGACUUUGUAUGUAACCAAAAAGGUAUCUCUUUCUGACUUACAGAGAUUAGGACUUGAAACUAGAUUCGUUCAUGUCAUAGCUCGUAAAUGGUAUCUUUUUCUUUUUUUCCUUUGUGCUCCUCCUCGUGUAAUCUGAACUGCUUUAUCAGAAUGUAUUUAUUGUUUAAUAUUAUAUUAUUAUUUAAGUUCGGUUCGGACUUUCCAUGUGGAA